AUGGUAGAUACGCAACACUUUUGUCUGCGAUGGAACAAUUACCAAAGCAGUAUAACGUCGGCGUUUGAAAACUUGAGGGACGAUGAGGAUUUUGUGGACGUCACACUGGCCUGCGAUGGCAAAAGCCUCAAAGCGCACCGCGUCGUACUCUCCGCUUGCAGUCCCUACUUUAGAGAAUUGCUCAAGAGCACACCGUGCAAACACCCGGUGAUAGUACUUCAGGACGUGGCGUUCAGCGAUUUGAACGCUUUGGUGGAGUUCAUCUAUCACGGGGAGGUGAACGUGCAUCAGCGUUCCCUUAGCAGUUUUUUGAAGACCGCCGAAGUCCUCAGGGUAUCGGGGCUUACGCAACAGGCAGACCAAACAGACAGGGACGAGCUAUCCCAUGUACGCGCGUUGGCUGCCGGCGGCAAUCACCUUCCUUUCCACGAAAAAUCGGAGGAGAGCUUUCCCAGGGGNGGCUCCCCGCCCGCGCCAGUGACACCGACGCCGACGCCGACGACCGUGCAACAAUUGUUACGCAGAGCGCAGAUACGCAGGAACGAGAGACGAACGCCCGACCCGCACGAUGAGUCCGCGAAGAAGCCGAGGGUGCCGUCGCCGCCGCUCAACAACAACGACGCGACGCCCACGGAUUUCUCGAUGGUGAAGAACAACCAUCUGUCGAGCAAGGUCGAGGGAAACGGCGUGCACGAGGAGAACAGCCCGCUGGAAGACAACAUCAAGUGCGAGCCAUUGGAGCUGACAGGUGGCCACAGCGGUAACGGCGGCAACAAUGAGGACUCGUCCGAUUCUGGCGCCGCGGCGUCCGAUCGACCACCGGCGUCCGCGAGCAGUAACGAGCACGAGGUAGAACCAGAGCACACGUCCACGCCGAAUUUUUUGUCCGAGACGAAAAUCUUCCCGCCUACGCCUGGGAGCUUUAAUUUCAGUAUGGCGGCUCUAGCCAGCGAACAUACACCGUUGUCAGUGAAAUUUCCAGGAAUUGGCCACGGGUUGCAACCACCGGACUUGGCUGGAACUUCGCAAGACCGGGAGGUCGCCGAGGAGGACGGGGGUUGGCAGUCCGCUACCAACGGAGACAGUCAACAACGGCAAAUCGGCGAAUCGAGCCAAAGUACAGGGGCUAGUCAGUGCGAGGUGGUGCAGGCCGGCCAACAGCACCAGGACCUCCCCAUUAUCGAUCUCUUAGACGACAUUCACGAUCAGAUGCAGAUCGUGCUCAAGUCGGAACCUCUGUCGCCCAAGAUAGACGAGUUCGAGUCCUGUUUGCUCAACGAGCAGAUUGAUCUACAGUCGGAUCGCGGCUCGACGAACAACGCGAACGGCCAACAGGCUCGCCAGAGUAACGGGAACAACAGGCAACACCAGCAGCUACGAACGUUGCCCAACGAAUCCGUUCCCUUCGCUGAUUUGCGCUGGCUAACGCAGAACGGGAACCUCCAGUCGACCUCGAAGAUUCGCGAGCAAGAGCUCAAGUACACGAAUCGCUCGAUCAGCGGCACGUACUGCAGCUUCUGUCAGAAGACAUUCUCCCGCGCGUGGUCCCUUCAGAGGCACCUGGCGGACACGCACUUCUACGUACCGCAGUCGCUCUCCUGCGACCAGUGCGGCAGGAGUUACAAGUCCAGGAACAGCCUGGUCAGUCACAAGAGCCAGUACCACGCGAGGAAAGAACGGAAGGAGCACGAGGAACAGUGCGAGGUCACGUAUUGA
Habropoda laboriosa is the source of this 1716-nucleotide messenger RNA. RefSeq names its product protein abrupt-like. Gene Ontology annotation, molecular function: protein binding. Gene Ontology annotation, biological process: regulation of transcription by RNA polymerase II. Lineage: Eukaryota; Metazoa; Arthropoda; Insecta; Hymenoptera; Apidae. The record is from RefSeq and is a predicted model, not a curated record. The coding region runs from base 1 to 1716 and encodes 571 amino acids. Gene Ontology annotation, cellular component: nucleus. The transcript has 6 exons.